UUAUCACUGAAUAUCGUAUAAACUCAUGUGUAUAGAAAAAUCAUAUUAAAAGAGACAUUUUGUGAUAUACUAUUAAUAUUAUUUAGGCCUGUAUUUCCAACUAAAUCCCCACAAGCUCGUUUGUAAUACUGAUGGCUGAACCAAAGGUGGUUUGUUAAAUAUUUACUAGGAAAGAAUGAAUAAAAGUUUGACUUUAUAGUUUAGUAGUUUUGUGCUGGAAUAUGAAUCACUGUCUAUUAACGCUGAUUUAAUGAAUCAAGGUUCAUUAAAUCAAUAGUAGGCUACGUUGACACAACACAACGCCGGUUUCCUUCCAAAGACGAGCGUGUUUAAUUUUUGGCGGUUUUAUCUAACGUCAUUACAUUAACGUUACCGGUUUACUCGCGUUAAGGACGAGAAGGCGGUUAUGUUUCACUUUCAGUCGCUUUUUAAGAGGGAAGAGAUGGAGCAGUUUCUGGGUUAUGGGGCUGGUCUUCACACUGAGGGAAGGAUGGAUGAGUUUUACUCUCCUGUCGUUUUUGCAGCUGUGGACUAACAGUGAUUGAACCACGGUAAAAAGUGACUGGUAAAAGGACUGAACAGAGCUUUGCAUUCUGAAACCGUUAAGAUGAUGGAAAAACCAAACACCAUUCAGCCUCAACAUGCACCAGUUUAUCCUGAGGUCUUCUACCAACACACUUGACCUGAUAUUUCUGAUUGGAAUUGACUGCAUAAAUUCAUCCAUUUAUUCCUGACGUUCCUUCCAGGUACCUUGUGAAUCAUCACAGGUGUGUCACUGCUAACAUUUGCGACCCCUGAAUAAUUUCUACAGUUUGAUUCACAUCCAGAGGGAAGCUAACUGGAGGAACGUCAUGAGGCCUACAGGUCUAAGUCCAGCGGUUGCACAGCUGGACCAGUGUGGCCUUGUGAACAAUGAUGAAAAAUACCUGUCUUCUUUAAACCAAGCUGUUCACAUGGAAGCUCUGAAGAUGUGGAGCUUGUCUGAGUCGCCUGUGUCGAUAACAACAGAUGAUUUCGAUUUGGUCUGUUCCACAGAAAGAACCAUUGUGUCCUAUAUCAGCAGCGCAAAGAGUGACACGUCGGUUGUAGAUAACCUAUCGCACGUGAGUGACACAUUGUCCCCUUCCUUAUUCUGCUCCUCCCUGUCCACGUCAUCUUUCAGUGCCUUCUCUCCAUCCUUCUCCUCUCCUUCCUCAAGCCACUCAUCUGGCUCAAUGUCAGAGCUGUGUUUGACUUCUCCAUCUCUUUCGACUCUCUGCGGUCCACCUGAGGCCCAGGACCUUCUCUACAGUUGCACACCACAGAAACCUCCAGAAGGAUGUUUAUAUCCCAAGUCUCCUAAACAAGAACCUGUUGCUGAAUUCCAUCUUUGUAACGAGAAGCUUCUGCACAAGGAAGAUCUCCUUCAGUAUCUCUGCACUGACACAGACGCAGCCAAAGAACAAAGCCAGCAUCUUAACCUUCACAAUACUCAGACAGAAGUGUCAGAAAAGCUUCCUACACUGCAGCAGUUGAAGAAUGAUCUGGGACUAAGUGGGCUUCCUGGGGCUGAGGGAAUGAAUGAACACCUGAGUGAAGAACAGCCGUGCAGAUGGAUGGAUUGUAGGGCUACCUAUGGGCUGAAAGAAGAACUGGUGAGACAUAUAGAGAAGGUUCACAUAGAUCAGCGAAAAGGCGAGGAAUUUACCUGCUUCUGGGCAGGAUGUGUCCGUCGGCACAAGCCCUUCAAUGCUCGAUACAAACUGCUCAUUCAUAUGAGAGUCCAUUCUGGUGAAAAGCCCAACAAAUGCAUGUUUGAAGGCUGCAAUAAGGCAUUUUCCCGUCUGGAGAACUUGAAGAUCCACCUGCGCAGCCACACCGGAGAGAAGCCCUACAUUUGCCAGCAUCCCGGCUGUCUCAAGGCCUUCAGCAACUCCAGUGAUCGAGCCAAACAUCAGCGCACACAUCUCGACACGAAACCGUAUGCAUGUCAGCUCCCAGGGUGCACCAAACGUUACACCGACCCCAGCUCAUUGCGCAAACACGUCAAGGUCCACUCCAGUAAAGCCCUGCAGGCACAGGAAAAGGUCCAGCUAUAUAAUAAGGUGGAGCAGGAAGUUGGGGAUGUGUGCCUUGGCUUGCAGCAUCUUCAUGGCUCCGCUCCUUCAGUACAGAGUCCAGACCAUAGGCGUCCUGCUUCCCUCAGUGAGAUUCAUCAGGAGGGUUUUACUGUCUACCCUGAGGAAGAUGAAUCCUGUAGCAGAGCCUUAUCUCUGGAGCAGCCUCGCAGACACGGCAGCAUCAGCCUCCACAACCAUCUGCACAACAACAAGCUCAGUCAGCCGAGACUUUCUCCACUGGUUUGUGGAAUCAACCUGGUCAGUGGUACCAAUGAGGUUCAGUCUGUCUCUGACAAACACAGCUCCUUCCCAAACCCACAUCAAAAACUCAACCAGAUGUUUCAUGAAGUACCAGUAAAUCACCAUGUUUUCCAGGCCACUUUUAAUCGAGUUGAGCCGAUUUACUGCAAUGGAAGAGAUGAUCUGCAUAAUUUUGACCAAAAUGGAUUUCCUUUUACGUGUGUGAACUCUUCUGGCUACAGUCUAUCCCAGGACAUACAGUCGGGGGGUAAUCGCCUCACUCCCUGUCCCGUUCCAGUUGGGAUCUAUGAGCGCUGCCUCAGUCAGAUCUGUUCUCUCUAGACUUCAGACACACCUUCGGUCCACUCACUGCACCUGAGAGCAGCAGCACAGGAACAACAGGAAAGCAUGGGCCUUUGAGGAAGUGCAGUUGUGAAUGAAGACUCUUUAAAGAGAACUGUAUGAGGCAAUAUCCUCUGAGAGUUUCCUCGAGCAGUGAAUUAACAAUCAGAGAAACUCCUCAGAUCGGACACUAAUGAUGAUGUUACAGCCUUGUGUUUUAAUGUUAAAUAGACACUGUAAUUUUCUCUUUAAGUGUGCACAGAGAAUGUGGAGGAGAGAUGCUGUUUACAUUGAGUUGGUAGCAUGACAUUUCUUGGUUUUGGUGUAUUUUUUAAGCAUUAUAUUCUAUCUCAUAAUAUGUGAUGUUAGUGUCACCUCAUACGAUGUAACAUUUUGCUUUCUUUCUCAAUUAAAUUAGAGACAAUUUAAGAAAAAAA
Messenger RNA from Carassius gibelio (silver crucian carp), 3118 nucleotides. RefSeq names its product zinc finger protein GLIS1 (gene glis1a). Gene Ontology annotation, cellular component: nucleus. Gene Ontology annotation, biological process: regulation of transcription by RNA polymerase II. NCBI's taxonomy places the organism in Eukaryota, Metazoa, Chordata, Actinopteri, Cypriniformes, Cyprinidae. Gene Ontology annotation, molecular function: DNA-binding transcription factor activity, RNA polymerase II-specific; RNA polymerase II cis-regulatory region sequence-specific DNA binding. The record is from RefSeq and is a predicted model, not a curated record. The coding region runs from base 852 to 2681 and encodes 609 amino acids. The transcript is spliced from 9 exons.